AUGUCGGAGACGAUGGACAGCGGGCCCGACACGGAGAGCGGGCCACUGCUGCCGGGGCAGUCCCCCAUGCAAACACAGCAAACCCAGGCGCCGCGCCGUGUGACGGCCCGAAAGACAGCGAGGAACACCGCGCGCGAUCUUCAGGCACGACAAGUGACACAGGACCGCAGGCGCUCGCCGCGCACCGUCGUUGUGGACGAUGACGACGACGACGGUGACGGUAAGGACGACGACGACGAUGAUGAUGAUGAUGGCGAUGAUGAAGACAGUAACCUCGACAAUCACGGCGACGACGCCGUGAUUGUGGAGGACGACUCUGCCGCUGUUGACGAGAGUGGGCGGACAUCUUCCGCCUCUGCUUCGGCUUCCGCUACCGCCAGUACCGCUGCCAACACCACGGAGCACCGCGACCACAUUGCUUUCAUCCCUCAUCACGACACGGUCACCUGUGCUGGUGAAGACCAGUAUGGCGACACAACCCUCUGCAAAGACUCGAUCUGUGCGCUGGCGGAGUUUGUGGAUAACUCCCUGACGGCCGUGCGCAAGAUGAAGCAGAAGCAGAUUGAGAUCAUUGUCAUGCGUGAAGGCGACGAGCCCAUCCUUGCGAUUGUUGACAGUGGAACAGGCAUGGACAAGCCCGACAUCCAAGCAUUUGCGCGCUAUCACUACACCACCUCUCAUCGUCGCCCCGACGUGACCAACGAGUAUCCAAACCCGCGCGUGCAGUUCCACCACCACUACCUCAACUCCGGCAUCUCCCACUUUGGUGUCGGCGCAAAGCAGGCCGGGUUUUAUCUCGGCAACACGCUCGAUGUGUACACGCACACGGCGGACAGCGACACCACGCUGUACUUCAGCAUGUCCAAGGCCGAGUUUGACCGCCUGAGCGAGAGUGACGAGAACCCGUUCCAAGGGGACGUGGUGAGCAAGCCGCCAGUCAAGUCCACACUGCCCAAGCCCGUCGCCGAGGCGUCUGCACUUCUUGAUGACAUUGACACGAACAAGUCAAAGUCGUACACCUGCGUCGUCAUCAGGGGCCUGAACGCAAACACGCUUGACGUGCUUUCGAACAUGCCGCGCGUGGCUGAGGAGCUUGUGAACAUCUACCACUACUACAUCCACGGCAUCCCAGGCAACGUCCCCAGCGACGAAAUGGGAAAACUGUCACACCCCUCUUACGAGCACGCCCGCAAAGCCAUGGUGCCGAUUGAGAUGACGCUGUGUGACGUGAAGCCGACCCCAACGUCCGUGGACGUGCACCGCCUCGACCUCACCACCGUCCAGGGCGACUACGAGACAAGGUGUCUUCGCUCGGCCGCCGACUUCUUCAACUUUUCGCUGACGUGCGAGCGCACCGUGCAGCGGAGAAAAGUGAAAUACGAAUUCGAGCACGCUUGGGAUGACACUCGCUAA
This is a messenger RNA of Salpingoeca rosetta, 1413 nucleotides long. RefSeq lists its product as uncharacterized. The record is from RefSeq and is a predicted model, not a curated record. NCBI's taxonomy places the organism in Eukaryota, Choanoflagellata, Craspedida, Salpingoecidae. Bases 1 to 1413 code for a protein of 470 amino acids. The transcript is spliced from 10 exons. Gene Ontology annotation, biological process: double-strand break repair.